Suillus subalutaceus is the source of this 1739-nucleotide messenger RNA. RefSeq lists its product as uncharacterized. The record is from RefSeq and is a predicted model, not a curated record. Lineage: Eukaryota; Fungi; Basidiomycota; Agaricomycetes; Boletales; Suillaceae. The transcript is spliced from 9 exons. Gene Ontology annotation, molecular function: metalloexopeptidase activity. Bases 153 to 1628 code for a protein of 491 amino acids. Gene Ontology annotation, biological process: proteolysis.
UUCUGGGGAGGUACUUGAUCAAGCUCACAGCCGGGCCUGGAAGCUCGUAUCUCAAAUUAUCGUAUCACGUUCUCGAGGCAGAUCUCACGCAACUUGCUUAUCAACUGAUACUAUAAGUGCUCCGGUGCCCUUCGUUGAUUAAUUAGUUCAACAUGGUCUUCUCCCCAACUGCUGGUGUCGCCUCUGCAUUACUAUUGGUAACUCCGUACACGCCGAAUAUUGCUACCGUUGAAACCACACCAGGUUGUUUAACGGACAACUUCUAUGGAACAUACGGAGGACGGAGCAUUUUCUAUAUCCCACCUACUUGCCUCGAAACCAACUCUAUCAAAGGCUUACAGUCGGCCUCUCUGCUUCCGUAUGUCGCCAAUGGUGAACGUCAACUUGUAUGGCUGCAAGAGUCGGCUAUCGACAGUUCUCUGGUAACUCGAGAGUACGAAGCGGAGGUUCAAGGUUUCUUUAGGUGGUUGGGAAAUGACGGAUACUCCAUGGGUGGCGGACAACAGUUGUCUGGUCAUCAGCAUUUACUGUCCUCUGCAGAUGAGCCUGGAGUAGAGCUUCACUUGAUGGAUUUGCAGCCAGCGGGAGGAUCCUAUGGACUUAUAGCCGUCGAACAGAGUCUAGCGCCCAGCAUCGAGGCAUUGCUCCCUCGUUACUGGAAGCCAUACGUUCUACCCAAGCAACCCGCGUCAUAUCUCCCGGUCCCAAAACCUGCUAUCGAGCAUGUCAAGAACCUCCUCGAGACCGUUCGCUUCGAUCCAGUCGUAUCGUCACUCGUAAACAGCAUCUCAUUGAAUCAGAUGCGUGACGACAUCAGAUGGCUUACGGGUGAGGAUGGAGAGUCUGGAAUCAUCUCCCGCCACUCGUUUGCAGAGGGCUCUCGCGUCGCUGCUAAUUGGCUCAAGGAACGUUUUGAGGAGACAGGCGCAACUUGCGAACUUAAGACUUUCUUGACGGGAUUCGCGCCGAAUGUGGCCUGCAAAUACUCUGCGCCGGAGGACACAACAUCCACUGUCCUCAUUUCUGGGCAUUACGAUUCGCGUGGUUCCUUUGGUUCACAGAGGGCUCCCGGAGGAAAUGAUGAUGGCUCAGGCACCGUUGCCCUUCUCGGAAUUGCACGUGCCGUUGCCCACUCCGGUCUCACUUUCCGCAGCAACGUAGAGCUUGUCGCUUUCGCAGGCGAGGAGCAGGGCCUGUACGGUUCAAAGGCUUACGCCCGCGAGAUGCGCGCGAAGGACGCAAACAUCACUGUAAUGAUCCAGGCUGAUAUGCUUGGGUACCACGCCCCUGGCGAACCUCCUCAACUUGGACUUCCGAUGUAUAUCGGUACUCCAGAAGUGGCUCAACUUGUUUCCAACAUGUCGGCCAUCUACAGCCCAGAGCUUACUGUGGGCUACACUGCCGCAUGUUGCAGUGACCACCAGUCCUUCCAUGAGCAAGGAUACGCCUCGACGCAAGUGUUCGAGCGUGCUGGUCCAAUUGCAGACCCCAUGUACCACAACAGCGGUGAUCUGAGCGAACGUCCCGGCUACGACCUCAGCCAAAUUCGCUCAAUUGCGAAAGUUCAGUUUGCUACCGUGCUUCACGCCGCAGGAUUCGACCUUCCCAGCGAUGAAGCUUUGAACUGAUAUACAUUCUGUUAUGCAUACCAGAGCAAUGUCUUCAUGUAUAUCCCUUCAGACGAGGAAAGCAAGGUUUUUUGAAAUAUCUGGUGGUGUUUAAACCACUGUUGCUAAAUU